AAAUAGCCGUCUAUAGCAGCAAUAGCCUUGAAAGGGCUAUAACCCAUAUCAGCAGGACCAUAGAGCCAGGUUACGGUUACGGUUACGGUUACAGUUACCUGGCCGCCAGCAACUGAUUGGGGCCAGAGCGAACAUUUUGAUGAUGACGCUGAUGAUGCAGUUACAAAUGCAGCAGCAGUUCUGUUAUAAAUAACACAAGGACAUGGAUGGGCGCAAUGAACGCGUUUACGACGAGGACAAAGGCGCAGGCAACAGCAACUACAACAACAACAGCAGCAGAAGCAGAAGCAACGGCAGAAGCAACGGCAGUUGCAACGGCAUGUGUGACAGAAAUAAAUGCAGCCGUGUACAACAACAUUUGCAAGUGCUGCUAAAAUUAAAAUACUUAUAGUUGUUUAUUGUAUCAUAUUUAAUGCAAUUGCACUCGAGUGCACGAACAAGUGACACCUAAGUGAAUUUCUCAGAUAAUUGCCUCGUGCGCCAAAAAGUAGACAACAACAGCAACAACAACAAAAAAAACUAAAACUAAACGACGAAAAACGCGCGCACGCACACACACACACACACACACACACACAGCAACGGCCAAGACUUUGAUUAGGCAGCGCCUGAAGCUGUCAGCGCGCGUGUGUGUGUGUGCAGGAGAGCAAGCGAGAGCGAGCGAGAGCGGAAGAGAGGCAGUUAGAGUGAAAGUGGCAGGCGGCCAAGGUGUCGAGUUUCAAGUGUUUCUGUUUGCACGUCGUGUGUGCGCGUGUGUGUGUGUUAGUUACUGCGCUUAACCUGAUUUACAAAAGUUUUGUCCUUUCAACGUAAACGGCCAACGCACACACACACACACACACAUAUGGAAGUCUGCAGCUGGAUUAGUCACAAUACCAAUAAACCGUACAACCGCAAGAGAAGACGCCGCCAGCAGUCAUCGAGGAGACAGCCGUACAUUGUGAAUGGAAUGCAUGUUUUUAGCCAAUAACCUCGCCUAAAUGAAGCAUGAAGAAACAAAAUGUCCGCACGAUAUCCCUGAUCGUGUGUACAUUUACAUAUUUACUUGUGGGCGCCGCCGUCUUUGAUGCCCUCGAAUCGGAGACGGAAAAACGCCGCUGGGAGGCAUUGCAAGGUGUCGAGGAUCGGAUAAUACGCAAAUAUAAUAUAUCACAGGAGGAUUUUAAAGUCAUGGAGACGGUGGUUCUCAAAUCGGAGCCACACAAGGCUGGCCAACAAUGGAAGUUCACUGGCGCAUUCUAUUAUGCAACGACAGUGCUAACAACAAUUGGCUAUGGACACUCAACGCCAACGACCCGCGGUGGCAAACUAUUUACAAUGUGCUAUGCCAUUGUUGGGAUACCCUUGGGUCUGGUCAUGUUUCAGAGCAUCGGAGAAAGAGUGAAUAGACUGAGCAGCUUUGUUAUCAAAGCGGUGCGGACAUCGCUGCGCUGCAAGCGAACGCUUGCCUCAGAGGUGGACCUAAUAUGCGUUGUCACGACGCUCAGUUCGCUGACGAUCGCGGGUGGUGCGGCGGCUUUUUCCAAGUUUGAGGGCUGGAGCUAUUUUGAUUCAGUAUAUUACUGUUUUAUUACUUUAACCACAAUAGGCUUUGGCGAUAUGGUAGCUUUACAAAAGGAUAAUGCGCUAAAUCGAAAACCCGAAUAUGUUAUGUUCGCACUGAUAUUUAUACUAUUCGGACUGGCAAUUGUUGCCGCCUCACUGAACUUGUUAGUACUAAGGUUUGUUACAAUGAAUACCGAGGACGAGCGACGCGACGAGGCCCAAGCCAUGCAGUUUAUGACCAAGUCCAGUUUAUGGACCAAUGAGGCACUACAAGUGGCUGUCAAACUGGAGGGCGAUGUGAUAACAUCCAAUGAUUCCAUACUGAGCGGCUACGAAGGACAAGACGUCGAAUCGCUGAAUGGCACAAAUACAUCCUCAAUGUGCUCAUGCCGUUGUAUUUGCUUGAAUGGAAACCGGCAUAAAAAGCAUAAAAACGCGACCAGUGAAAACGUUGCAGAGCAACAGUACAAGCUGCGCCGCUCGCCAACUCACAUACGUCACCUGCUGCCGGAGGUGGUGCCCAUGCAGGAUCUGAACUAUGAUACGCAGAGCAUGCACACCAUUGGCGCCCUCAAUGGCAGUGGCCUCAUGACUGGCAGCCACAUGGGCAUGGGCCUGGAUGUUGUGGACGACACAGGCAAUCGUUCGCCUCUCAAGCAGCCGCACAAAUUGCUCAAACGCAAUGUAUCACUUUUAUCUUUUCGUAUUUAGAUGCCAAAUUUGGAGCAGCAUCAGCAGCAGCAGCAGCAGCAGAAGGAACAACGAAUAUGGCCGCGCCCACUCGUAUAGCAAAACGCCCCCUUUUCCUGCCUCUCCACAAACGACUUAAACAUAAUUAAAGUGAUAAAACUUUCUCUGAUACAUAGUACUUAAACCUAAUGGAAUUCGGAACUGAAGGGUAGUGAAUAUUAAAUUGGAAUAAUGAAAAA
Molecule: messenger RNA, 2474 nt
Organism: Drosophila virilis
Lineage: Eukaryota; Metazoa; Arthropoda; Insecta; Diptera; Drosophilidae
Gene: Task6
Product: TWIK-related acid-sensitive K[+] channel 6
Biological process (GO): stabilization of membrane potential; potassium ion transmembrane transport
Cellular component (GO): plasma membrane
Molecular function (GO): potassium ion leak channel activity; outward rectifier potassium channel activity
Source: RefSeq, a predicted model, not a curated record